UUUUAGAUGUUUUAUUUAUAUAACGACUUGGGAAAUGCACAGCGUUUUUUAAACUUAAAUAGGUAACUUAAAAAUUACCUUUUGAAAAACUAAUAUUUGUUUUCUAUUCGUAUAUCAUAAUAAGCACACUAUAUAUAGCGCGGCAUAGUUUUUUCUGUAAUUUACUGUUUUUUUUUUCAAUUUUUUUUUUAUAAUUUCUCCAAAUUGUUUUGUUGUUUGGCAACCAACUCAAAACGUAUCGAAAGAAUACCGAGGCAGAAAAUGAAAUCGAUACUUUUCCCUUUCGUCGGACGUUAAUUUUAUUAUUUUAAAUAUUUUUUAAAGAAAUUUUUAUUUUUUUUAAGACAAUUUUAAUUUUAGUUUUUAAAUAAUAGCCUUAUUUAAAACACAUUUUCCGCACGCCCCUGCCCAUGAUUUUCAACAACCCAUAAUACCACCACCCAUAAACAACAAACAAAACAUUGUUGGAGCGUCGUACCAUUCAAAACAUGUAUGUCACAGUGUAAACCGUUGCAGACCCAAAAAAUGAUCGAUAAUCGCAAUUACAUCAAACAAUGGUUGGUGUAACUACUUAUUAGAAAAUUAAUUCAGAAAUCGGAAAUCGCCGGAAACCAAACAGUAAUUUCGCAAAACACGCAAAAGUAUACUUAAAUUGUAAAGUGCAACACGUCAAACAGGGUGCACUCGUGUCAAUUAAAUUUUGCGCUGAUUGAGAUUUUUAAUUAGGUGUAUUUAUAUGUAAACAUUUGCUGGAUUUUCUAUCUGCUUCCAUCGUUUGGCGCAUGCAGUUAUAUUUAACUUUACAAAUAGUUGCAUGUGAAGCUGCUACAGGCGAAACAAGGAACAAUUGAAUAAAUUCUGGUUUUAUUUUCUUGGAGUCUGGUUUACUGAAACCACAAUGUCGUUUGGUUUUAGUAAAACUGAAGAGUACUAUCAAAAGUUCAUAGAAUUGCAGGAAAAGUUAAGAAAAAGCGAGGAGGAACGCCUCAUUUUAGAAAUGAAAUUUCAAGAGAUUAUGCAAUUAUCCAGAGAAGAAGAACAAGCUUAUUACAAAAAACUCCGCUCUAAGUACAAACGCUUCGUAGAAGAAGACAAAAAACGCCAAGAACGCAACGAAAGAUUACUUCGAGGAUUGGAAAGAAUUGACACUAAGCUUGAAAUGCUUAACGCUAAAACUAACAGGGUUAGUUUACUCAGAAGACAAUACCACAGCUACAUGCAAAGAAUGUGUAAUGGUCAACUUACAAUGUCAGAAAAACCCAGAAUAACUGAAGAAAAAUAUCCUGAGCCGACAAAGAAAUACGAUAUUCCUGAUCCCAAAAAUCUACAUAACCAUCCUUUGAUAAGGAAAGUUCUUGAUAGGGAUAAAGAGGAUAAACAAGGUAUUUUGGAGAACUACUUACAAAGCAUGGCAAGCGAAAAAUGUAAUGAUCUUUUAAGACAAACUGAUGAUAGAAAAUAUGAUUUUGAUAAUGCCAAUUCUGCGGCAGAUGAUAUCAUGAACUCUAUUUACCAGAGGUACUAUAACAAACAUGAACAUUAUGAUAAAAUGGAUGCAUAUAAAGAAUCAGUCAAAACAGAUAACCCAGAAGAUUAUAUAAAACACGAUAAUUUUAAAGAUCCUAAAACCAAGCAUAAUUUUUCAGAAGAUGUUCAAAGUAAUAAAAAUAAUGAUAAAUAUAGUUUAAAUACAAAAACAAACCUACUGGAAGUUGAAAAUAUUAAAUUGAAUGGAAAACCGGAAAUACUAAACAACCUUCCAACAGAACAACUUGCUAAUAUUAAUUUAAAUAAAGAAAAUAAUGAUAUACAACCUUAUCCUGCUAUUAAACCUACUGAAAACAUUAAAGAUAUACCCCAACCCAAAAAUCAAACUCAACAAAAACUUGUCUCUAAUCAAGAUACUAUUCAACAACCAAUCUUCGUCACUAAACCUGAUGAAAAAUUGCAACUUUUACCACAAAACAAAAGUCAGCAACCUGCAACUAAAAACAUUCAACCUAUUCAACAAGAGUACGAUCAAUAUGAACAGCAUUAUAAUGAAAACGGACAGCCUUUUCAUCGAUACGAUGAAUCUGGACAUCCUGUUCAGCACUAUGAUGAUAACGGGCAACCUAUUCAACAAAUAGAUGAUAAUGGACAACCCGUUGAUCCAAAUAUUUAUUGUGAUGAAAAUGUACAACCUAUUCAACAAUAUCAGGAAUAUAAUGAGCCUAUAGAGUCACAUAAAGAUGAAGACAGGAAUAAAUUGGUUGAAAAUGGUCAACCUAUUCAACAUUAUAACGAAAAUAUUGAAAAAGCUAGUGGACAACCUGUUCAACACAAUGACCUAAAUAACCAAAAUAAUCCUAAACAUCAAUACCAUGAAAAUGGACAACCUAUUAAAAAAGUUGAUGAGAAUGGCCAAUAUAUUGAAAGGGUUGAUGAAAAUGACCAACCUAUUCGACAGUUAAACCAAAAUCAACAAAAUAUUCAACAAUUAAAUAAAAAUGGACAAGAACAGUAUGACGAGAAUGGACAACCUAUUCAACAAUAUCACCCAAAUAAUCAACAAUAUGGCAAAAAUGGAACUAUUCAACAGUAUGAUGAAAACGGCCAAUCUAUUCAACAGCAGUAUGACAAGAACGGGCAACCUAUUGAACAAUACGAUAUCAACAGUCAAAUACAAUUCGACGAGAAUGGGCAACCUAUUCAACAAUUUGACGAAAAUGAUCAACCUAUUCAACAGUACGAUGAAAACGGCCAAUCUCUUCAACAAUUGGAUGAACAUGGACAACCUAUUCAACAACAGUUUGACGAAACCGGGAAACCUAUUCAACAAUACGAUCCCAAUAGUCCAAUGCAAUAUGGCGAAAAUGGAGAACCUAUUCAACAGUAUGAUGAAAACGGCCAAUCUUAUCAACAGCAGUAUGACGAGAACGGGCAACCUAUUCAACAAUACGACGCCAACAGUCAAAUACAAUUCGACGAGAAUGGGCAACCUAUUCACCAAUUUAACGAAAAUGAUCAACCUAUUCAACAGUACGAUGAAAACGGCCAAUCUCUUCAUCAAUUGGAUGAACAUGGACAACCUAUUCAACAACAGUAUGACCAAACCGGGAAACCUAUUCAACAAUUCGAUCCCAAUAGUCCAAUACAUUAUGACGAAAAUGGUCAACCCAUUCAACAAUAUGACAAAAAUGGUCAACCUAUUCAACAGUACGAUGAAAACGGCCAAUCUCUUCAACAGCAGUAUGACGAAAAUGGUCAACCCAUUCAACAAUAUGACGAAAAUGGUCAACCUAUUCAACAAUAUAACGAAAAUGGUCAAACUUUUCAACAGUACCUUGAAAACGGCCAAUCUCUUCAACAAUUGGAUGAACAAGAACAACCUAUUCAACAACAGUAUGACGACACCGGGAAACCUAUUCAACAAUACGAUCCCAAUAGUCCAAUACAAUAUGACGAAAAUGGUCAACCCAUUCAACAAUAUGACGAAAAUGGUCAACCUAUUCAACAGUACGAUGAAAACGGCCAAUCUCUUCAACAGCAGUAUGACGAAAAUGGUCAACCUAUUCAACAAUAUGACCCCGAUAGUCAAAUACAAUAUGACGAGAAUGGGCAACCUAUUCAACAGUUCGAUGAAAAUGGUGAACCUAUUAAUUACGAUCCUAGCAUACAAUAUAACCAAUAUGGCAACCAAAUUCAAUAUGAUGAAUAUGGCCAACCUAUCGCGUUUGAUGAAAAUGGUCAACCUAUUCAACAACCGUAUGAUCCCAAUAGUCAAAUACUGUAUGACGAGAACGGUCAACCUAUUCAACAUCAGUAUGAUGAAAAUGGACAUCCCAUUGUUUAUGAUGUUAGUUGUGAGCAACAGGUAAUACAAGAUGAUGAGGGACAGUCAGAAAGUGUAAAAGAUGAAAAUAAACCUGGAAAUGUUAUGGAUAUGUUGGAUACCGAUACAGAGAGUGUUAGGCAGGAAACCAAGGUUUCCAAUGAUAGUGAUUUUGAUUUUAGUAACAAUUAGUUAUGGUUAAAUAUUCUUAUAAAAAGUCAAUAAGGUUUAGAAUGUUAAAAAGAUCUAUAUUUUAUAUAAUAGAUAAAUAUGAUUGUAUUACCAAAU
Molecule: messenger RNA, 4102 nt
Organism: Brassicogethes aeneus
Lineage: Eukaryota; Metazoa; Arthropoda; Insecta; Coleoptera; Nitidulidae
Source: the annotation of a GenBank genome assembly